AUGGAAAGUAAAUAAUAUUUUAUAUAUCAUUUGUUAAUUAAAUUAAAAUGCUAAAUACUUCAUAGACGAGAUCAACAAAUGAAAUCCCCAAUUAUGUUGUAAUUGAUAAUGAAUACAUAAUAGUGAAAAACAUUUAUAAAGGAAACACCUACAAUUUAUACAUAGGUAGAGAUUGAAAGCCUAGCUAGCUGUAAAAAGAGACUCUUCUGAAGAUUAAAACAAGUUCGUAUUGAUCAAAAUGCGCAGGUAGCCUAUUCCAUUUAUCAAAGAACUAAUGCCUCAGAACAGAAUUUUGAGUAGUACUUCUUGAACAAACUAAAAGAUAGUAAAAUAAGUUUGUAUUUAGGUAAAUGCACUACCAGAAUUCUGUCCAUUGGAGAACAAAUAAUCAAGGAAUAACUUUAUCAUUAUUAAGUGAUGGAACGUCACGGUCCUUCCUUAAAACUAGUUUACAAUUACUUAUCCAAAACCAUCCCUAUUACAAUACUAUGUGUGAUGGCAAUCCAGACUGUAAAUGUCACCAACUAAUAUAGCUUACUUGUCUGGAGUAAAUCCAUAAGCAAUUGAUCAUUCAUCGCAAUAUUAGACCCAAGAAAUUGUUAAUCUCUCAAAGUGGUUAAGAAAUUUUAUUGACUGAUUUUAAAUUUGCUUGUAGAUACAGGAAACAGCAAAAUAAUAUCAUAGUAAAUGAUACCUUACGCAGUUCUUAGAACAAAAGGUUUCUGAAUAAAUUCUCAAGUCUGAAUCAGCAUUUAGAAUAAGGUAAUUGUCACAUAUUAGUAUCGAGUCUCUUCUCCCAAGGACGACCUUGAGUCUCUAGCCUUGAUUAUACUCUAUUAUGGUGGAUUUGCCCAACUCCUAGACAUAAAAGAAGAGAACAGAGGACUUAAAAUUAAAAAGUUGGAACAAGUUAAAUUAACUCUGCUACCUGAACUGUCCUUCAAGGGUGCUCCAUUGGAAUUUAUUCAAUUUUACAAUGGAGUUAAAUAAUCAUCAUUUAGUGAUUACCCACAGGAGUAUGAAAAAUAUAAACAGUUAUUUCGGAAACUAUUGAACGGUUGCGGCUAUUCAGAGAAGGAUGUCGUUUACCCUCAUUUACAGAUGAUGAAGCAAUAACAUUAUAAUGUGAAUGUGAUAAUCGAAGAAUAAGAAACCCAAGCUCAGAUGGAUUCGAUUGAUGAAGAUCAAAGUGUGUUUAGAAAAAUGAAAGAAUUAGAUGGAAAAAGAUAUCAUAGAUUAAUUUCAUUAGAAACUUAAACAUAAAGCUCUCAGAAAGAAUGA
Paramecium octaurelia is the source of this 1281-nucleotide messenger RNA. Lineage: Eukaryota; Ciliophora; Oligohymenophorea; Peniculida; Parameciidae. The record is from the annotation of a GenBank genome assembly.